ACAACUUAAUGUGGGAGUGCGAGGAUUCAGCUGACCGUAUCAUAUGAGAAAACGCCACGUCGCUUUGUGAAUAGUCCGUUCUUUUGCCUUUGGAGCAAGAUUAUUGCAAUUAUUCGCUAUUAUACUCUGAGUCUGAGUCACCUUUUGUGAGAUAUCCCACCAUGCAGUCUACAUACUCGAGGAGGAGUCCAGCUGUAAAGCGGUUAAUGAAGGAAGCUCAAGAGCUAAAGGAUCCUACGGAACAGUACUUUGCUCAGCCACUAGAUGACAAUUUAUUUGAAUGGCACUUCACCGUAAGAGGCCCACCAGACUCUGAUUUCUCUAAGGGCGUGUAUCAUGGUCGUAUCACCCUACCACCAGAAUAUCCCAUGAAACCUCCUAGUAUCAUGUUACUAACACCCACUGGAAGGUUUGAAGUCGGCACCAAGAUCUGUCUGUCCAUCUCUGGUCAUCAUCCUGAAACAUGGCAACCGUCAUGGAGCAUUCGCACGGUCAUGCUGGCUAUCAUAGGCUUUAUGCCAACGAAGGGUGAGGGUGCUAUAGGCUCACUAGACUACACACCAGAUGAGAGAAAAGUGCUUGCCAGGAAAUCACAAGAAUGGAAAUGUGAGGCUUGUGGAACACCAAACCGUAGCAUCCUUCCUCCCGUCACAGCCAAGUCAGCAGCAAUGCAGAAGGAAGCUGCAGAGCUAGCCGCUCAAAUCCAAUUCAAGAAAGAGGAAAAGAAGCAAUCAAGUACAUCGGAAUCACCAUCAACCCCUCCAGCCGAUGCACCUGCCGCAGCCCCAGCCAACGGCCAAGUGCCUGCCCCCCUUCCACCGCACCCUUUUGAUAUGAUGAACCCCGGUAUGGGGAUGGGGCAGAUGCAGCCUCCUUUUAUGCCUUUGCCACCAAACUUCAUGAUGCCAGGCCAGGGACAGUUCGGCAUCCCCAACCACAAUCCAGCCACGCCUUCGCAGCCAGCGGAAGUCAGCAGUGCCCAGCCACAGGUGGCUGCAGAUACGAACAGUCCCGACACUCCAAGUGGUAGCAAUCAGUCUUCCGCGUCUCCGCCCGUAAGCCAAUCACCGCCUACGAGUAACGGUUCAAACAGUGAUGGGGUGAGACAAAGAACUAAUGUUCCUAGUCAAUCCAAUUCGUCUUCCCCUCCCAACCAAAGCACCAGUGGACAUACCCCCCAUCGUCCGUCAGAGGAACGAGGACUCCAGGGGAUAAUGUGCCCCUUGGUUACAAUGAGCAUCUUCAGUUUCGUCAUUAUCGUCCUCAUCUUCAGACGGAUGUACAUCUCGUAUGCUUACAAAUUCACCUGAUAACCAAUUUUGAGGAUUCUGUGGUCUUAAGGAAAUAAAGUAAUCCAUUUCAAGGACCUGAAUGGGAAAAAACACCUCUACCCUUUCAUGUAAAACA
Molecule: messenger RNA, 1407 nt
Organism: Lytechinus pictus (painted urchin)
Lineage: Eukaryota; Metazoa; Echinodermata; Echinoidea; Temnopleuroida; Toxopneustidae
Product: ubiquitin-conjugating enzyme E2 J1-like
Exons: 7
Coding region: 162-1310 (382 amino acids)
Source: RefSeq, a predicted model, not a curated record